Molecule: messenger RNA, 357 nt
Organism: Chilo suppressalis (striped riceborer)
Lineage: Eukaryota; Metazoa; Arthropoda; Insecta; Lepidoptera; Crambidae
Source: the annotation of a GenBank genome assembly
CGCAGCAAAGAGUCAACAUGGGUCUUAAAAAUAUACUACUGAUUAGCUUAGCUAUCAUUGCCGUGGCACAUUGCAAAUCGGUCAUAUUAGGCCAAAUAGUAGACCACAGUGGAUUAGUGAGGAUGGUGGACCAAAGAGUGGUGGAAAGGAACGCUAUACCGUUUAUUAAACGUACGGACGAAUUAUCAUUUACUACACAAGGACGGCCUAUAAGAGGAAUAGCCUUGAAAGAUUUGGAGAAUGGGCUUGCUGAGCCAUCUGUAACCCGUGGUGGCUUAGGCUUCGAUUAUGCCGAAAUCAGAUUGAAGAGCGAAAGAGGUUCCGGUUAUAAAUUUGUUGUGGAAAUAUACGCUUGAU